CUCCCAUGAUUUAUUCUCAGUUUGCCUGCCGAACCGAACGGACGCGAGCCUCAACGAGAAAUGGCUAGAACCGGAAUUCAGAUGCUGCUACUUGUUGCGCUGGCGGCGGCGAUAAGUGGAGCAAGUGCCUCCAGCAUCCCGGAAGAGGUGCCCUACAAUCCGCUGGAACACGACUCCCUGCACGCCAAGCACUUCGAUGGGGGCGAGCACAAUGCCCAGUUUGACCACGAAGCCUUCUUGGGCCCCGACGAGUCCAAGAAAUUCGACAACCUGACGCCCGAGGAGAGCAGGCGGAGAUUGGGCGUCAUUGUGGACCGAAUUGACGAGGACAAGGACGGCUUUGUCACUUUGGCGGAGCUGAAGAACUGGAUCGCCUACACCCAGAGGCGCUACAUCGAUGAGGACGUGGGUCGUCUGUGGAAGCAGCACAAUCCGGAUAACAAUGAGACCAUCAGCUGGGAUUCCUACAUGCUUACCGUAUACGGCUUCAUGGACGACCUGAGCACGGACGAGAAGGAACAGGAAGAAAACGGAGUCAGCUACAAGAGCCUGCUGAAACGCGAUCGGUACCGCUGGUCGGUGGCCGACCAGGAUUUGGAUGACAAGCUCACCAAGGAGGAGUUCACCGCCUUCCUGCACCCCGAGGACCAUCCCACCAUGAAGGGUGUGGUGCUGCUGGAGACCAUUACCGAUCUGGACAAAGACCACGAUGGCAAGAUCUCGGUGGACGAGUACAUCGGCGACAUGUACCGAUCGACGGACGAGGAUGACGAGGAGCCUGAGUGGGUGGCCAACGAAAGGGAGGCGUUCUCCGUGCAUCGCGACCUGGACAAAGAUGGCUAUUUGAACGAGGAGGAGGUGAAGCUGUGGAUUGCGCCCCACGACUUCGAUCAUUCGGAGGCCGAGGCCAAGCACCUGCUGUUCGAGGCCGAUUCGGACCACGAUGAUAAGUUAACGAAGGAGGAAAUACUGGAGAAGUACGACGUUUUCGUGGGCUCCCAGGCCACUGAUUUCGGAGAGGCCCUGGCCCGCCACGAUGAGUUCUAGAAAGCCUAGAUCGAAGUGACCCAGCAUCCCUGAGAUUAAGAUUGAUCCUAUGAAUCUCCCAUUUCGCAUGCCAAAUAACUUUUAAACCUUGUCUAGACCUUAAGAGCAUUGAAAGUGCAUUAUAAACCGACUCGAAUGAAGGGGCUCCCAUUUGUAUGGCACCACGACUAAUUGAUUAGAGGUGAUUUGUUUAAUUGAAAGGCGUCCACGUCAGCUCUUGGAGCAUCAAUGGCCACGUCACCGGAACGAAACCCCAUCCACACACACAUGCGGUCACUUGACCUCUCGUCUUUGCCCCGAGUCACAGAUACGCCGCAUUUGCCUGUGUAACAUAUGUAUAAACAUAAAUGGUUUUCGCUGUAGCCCGAUUUAUUUCCAGCUGCGAGAACAUUCCAAAGAGAGGGAGUGCACCGAAAAAAACUGGGAUGAGGAAUCUUGAUUGCCUACUUUUCCCACAUACUUGGGCUGGAUACUACAUUUUUAAUGUCAAUAGUUAACUAUAUUUAACAUGAUCAAUUUAGUUGCAAUAUGUUUAAUAAAAUGCUUUUAUUAAUUCUA
This is a messenger RNA of Drosophila teissieri, 1605 nucleotides long. RefSeq names its product calumenin-B (gene scf). The coding region runs from base 61 to 1047 and encodes 328 amino acids. Gene Ontology annotation, molecular function: calcium ion binding. Gene Ontology annotation, cellular component: endoplasmic reticulum. NCBI's taxonomy places the organism in Eukaryota, Metazoa, Arthropoda, Insecta, Diptera, Drosophilidae. The record is from RefSeq and is a predicted model, not a curated record. The transcript is spliced from 2 exons.